AUGUACGCCAGCCACGAGUUUGACCCGUGGUUCAACUAUCGCGCGACCGAGUACCUCGCCGCCAACGGGUGGCACGCCCUCUUCCACUGGGAUCCCCUACCCCGAGGGACCCUGAACCCCGAAGCGAAAAUGCUCGCGGUCGUGUGUGUCUCGCGCUUUGGCGUCGCCGCGCUUCCGCUCUCGCUAUCCCGCGCUCCGGUGCGCCUGUCUCUGCGAGCCCUCCGCUCCAGCGCCGCGGCGAUGGCCGGCACGGCCUCCGGCACCGUCGAGACGGCCGAGUUUGAGGUCGACGGCGAGAUUGUGCAGGCGGAGCGGUUUGUCGAGGCUGACGUCGGCAUGACGUUCAGCAAGGCGUCGCUUGACGAGAAGCUAUUCUCGCGCCCCUGGCCGGACGAGUGGCCUUUCCCGCCGCAAGCCUUCCGGCGGCAGGACGAGUCGGACGACGCCGACUUCUACGCCGUGCCUCGCUUCUGCUACCACAUCGACGAGGGCGCGGUGCGCGCGCUCACAAACUACUACGCGGAGAACAUCGCGCCCGGCGCCGCGAUCCUCGACAUAUGCAGCUCGUGGGUCUCCCACUACCCGGCCGACUUCCCAGACACGAUGGGCCGCAUCGCCGGCACCGGCAUGAACGUGCACGAGCUGCGGUGCAACGCGCAGCUGUCGGAGCACUCGCCACGAGACCUGAACGUCGACCCGACGCUGCCGUACGAGGACGCCUCGUUCGACGUCGCCACGCCGCUCGAGGUGUUUCGCGAGGUGCGGCGCGUGCUCAAGCCCGGAGGCAAGUUCAUCCUCUCGCAGUCGAACCGCUGCUUCCCCACCAAGGCGAUCGGCAUGUGGCUGGGGAUGGACGACCUGCAGCACUGCCUCGUCAUCGGCUCCUACUUCCACUACGCGGGCGGCUUCUCGCCCGCGCGCGCCUUCGACUGCAGCCCGACCGGCCCAGGCACCAACGAUCCGCUUUUCGUGGUGGAGGCGACCAAGCUGUGACCCGUGCGAUUUGUCUUUUAACACAAUUCAUGUAGUCU
Messenger RNA from Emiliania huxleyi CCMP1516, 1031 nucleotides. RefSeq lists its product as hypothetical. Lineage: Eukaryota; Haptophyta; Isochrysidales; Noelaerhabdaceae. The transcript is spliced from 5 exons. The record is from RefSeq and is a predicted model, not a curated record. The coding region runs from base 1 to 993 and encodes 330 amino acids.